CCAGACUCUGCCCCUUAAAGUUGGGGACUGGCAGAAGCGGCACAGCAGUCCGGAGAAAGUGUGGCUCAUCUUAGAGCAGCUGCGGGUCCAGAGGAAAGUCAUAAGAAAGUGGGGGGGAGCGGGGUCAGGAGGAAGGAAGCAGGAUGUCCAGAACUCUGCUGCGGCCCGCCGGGCUCAGCCAGCUCCUACUGCUGUGGCUGCUGCUGCCCCACGCACCUGGGGCCGGGGUCGAGGCCAGGACCGUCCGGCCCGCGCCGCCCUGCCCCGCGGUCUGCGAGCCAAUGCGCUGCCCCCCGCUGCCCUCCUGCUCCGCGGGGACGGCGCCAGUGCUUGACCGCUGCGGCUGCUGCCGCGUCUGCGCCGCGGCCGAGGGCGAGGCUUGCGGCGCCGCGCUCCGCCGGCCGUGCGCCCCGGGGCUGCAGUGCCUCGCGCCGCCCGCACCGCGGCUCCUUGGCAGCAGCGGGCUCGGUACCUGCGGCUGCCCGGCGGCGGGGGCCGCGGUGUGCGGCAGCGACGGGCGCACGUACCCCAGCCUGUGCGCGCUCCGCGCCAGGAACCACGCUGCACGUCUCCGCGGCGGGCUCCCGGCGGUGCCGGUGCAUGAGGGGGACUGUGGGGAACCAGGGACCAGAAGCGCGGGCUGGCUCAGGAGCAAGUACAACUUCAUCGCAGAGGUGGUGGAGAAGGUGGCGCCGUCGGUGGUCCACUUACAGCUGUUCAGCAGGUCACCUCUCAGCAACAAGGAUGUCCCUGCGUCCAGUGCCUCUGGGUUCAUAGUGUCUGAGGAUGGGCUCAUUGUUACUAAUGCCCAUGUCCUCACCAACCGGCAUCGGAUCCAGGUAGAGCUCCAGAAUGGGGUCCAGUAUGAAGCCACUGUCAAAGACAUUGACCAUAAAUUGGAUCUUGCCUUGAUUAAGAUUGAGCCAAAGACUGACCUUCCUGUAUUGCUGCUGGGAAAGUCAUCUGACCUGCGAGCUGGCGAGUUCGUGGUGGCCUUGGGAAGCCCAUUUUCUCUGCAGAACACAGUGACUGCGGGAAUUGUCAGCACAACACAGCGAGGAGGCAAAGAGUUGGGGCUGAAGGAUUCAGACAUGGACUAUAUUCAGACUGAUGCCAUAAUUAACCAUGGGAAUUCCGGGGGGCCGCUGGUGAACCUGGAUGGCGACGUGAUUGGCAUAAAUACACUGAAGGUGACAGCAGGAAUCUCCUUUGCGAUUCCCUCUGAUCGUAUUCGACAGUUCUUGGCGGAAUUCCACGAGCGCCAGCUGAAAGGAAAGGCUCUUUCACAGAAGAAAUAUCUGGGUCUGCGCAUGCUGCCCCUCACUAUGAACCUUCUUCAAGAUAUGAAAAGGCAAGAUCCAGAUUUCCCUGAUGUGAGUUCUGGGGUUUUUGUAUAUGAGGUGAUUCAAGGAACAGCUGCUGAAAGCUCUGGGUUGAGAGACCACGAUAUAAUUGUCAGCAUAAAUGGACAGCCAAUCAGCACCACCACCGAUGUGAUUGAAGCCGUUAAGGCCAAUGAUUUCCUUUCCAUCCUGGUUCGUCGAAAGAGUCAAACUUUGAUCCUGACAGUCACACCUGAAAUAAUCGAUUAAGUGUCUUGAAAAAAAAAAAUGCAUGCUUUAAAACACACACACACACA
Molecule: messenger RNA, 1639 nt
Organism: Phacochoerus africanus (Common warthog)
Lineage: Eukaryota; Metazoa; Chordata; Mammalia; Artiodactyla; Suidae
Gene: HTRA4
Product: HtrA serine peptidase 4
Exons: 9
Coding region: 144-1592 (482 amino acids)
Biological process (GO): programmed cell death; positive regulation of apoptotic process; proteolysis
Cellular component (GO): extracellular region
Molecular function (GO): serine-type endopeptidase activity; protein binding
Source: RefSeq, a predicted model, not a curated record